UCUUGAUGAAAAAAAUAGAAUCUAGCAAUUACAAUUUAUUUAUUUAUAAUUCCAUUUUUAUAAAUUUCAUUAUUAUUCAUUUUGUUAUCUAAUCGCAAUACUGAUCUUUCUGUUUCUAGUGGAUUCAUCAUGAUCAACGACCAGAAUGCAUCCCUCGCACUCGAAAUAUUCAUGGAAAAAAGUCUUCUUAGAUCCUACUAGUACUAAGCUUUCUCACUACAUCACUUUGGCUUUCGCACAUACUGAUAUCUCUCCUUUAAGGAAAAACAAUGGCGCCAGGACGAAAGAUUUGGGCUAUGGAAUUGGCGGUGGUGAUGCUUGGAGUGUUGGCUAUGGCACAGCAGUCCAUGCAAUACCCUCUUCCUCGGUAUGCCCAUAGGAACAGAGACGAAGCUUCAGCUUUCGGUAUCAUUGUCACUUUCAAGCUACAUGUUGCUGUAACACUGCAAAUAAUGGCCAUGAACUUCAACCUUCGAGGAAUCAUUCAUUAUGGAAGUGCUGGAGCCACCAACGAGACGUUGGAACUUGGCACUGUUCAUGUUCCUGCCCUUGUUGCCUUCUUAGGAUCUUGGGAAUGGCUGAGCAAAGACUCGAAAACCAAAGGCCAGCUUGAUAUUGGAGAUUUCAAUUAUCCAGUGAAUGGUGAAAAUUUGCUGGGAAGCGUAAAAUAUGAUGAUAUAGAAGUGUAUGUUAAGGACACACUAGAGGAGCGUUUCUGGCUUCCAGUUCAUCAUGAAUGGCUUUAUUAUGCUGCCAAGAUUAAAGUAUUAUUUUCCUUGAGGUUGAGUCAAGAGAAAACUGCAUCAUCCCGUCGUCAUCAAAUUGCCUACCUCCACCAUACGAAGUGGUAGUUGGACUGAAUGCUUCUAGUUCUGAUACUUAAGUAAACAACCCAUCAUACAGAGAGUUCCUCUACAAGACUUUCAGGGUCUCAACUGUUGAUACAUCUGCUAUUGCUGUUGCACUGGGAGCUUAUUUAAAUGAUCUGCCUUUCAUUGUAUUCCAUGGAGUUUCAAACAACGCAGGUGCUGGAAAUUCAACAGGAGCAAGCACUUUGGCCAACACAAAUGCUUUGGAAGCUGUAACCCGUUUCAUAUGGCUGCUAACUGUGCCACGCGCCGCUCAUUGAGUAUUGAAUCAUAUGCAUGUAAAUUUGUAAUAUGGCCAGCUUUGCCCCUCUUAAGUGAACACUUACAUAGACAAAAUAAAUUACAUUAAUAUGUAAUAUUAUCAAUUAAUUAUUAUAUUUAUAUUAA
Molecule: messenger RNA, 1256 nt
Organism: Ricinus communis (castor bean)
Lineage: Eukaryota; Viridiplantae; Streptophyta; Magnoliopsida; Malpighiales; Euphorbiaceae
Product: bark storage protein A-like
Exons: 5
Coding region: 270-851 (193 amino acids)
Biological process (GO): nucleoside metabolic process
Molecular function (GO): catalytic activity
Source: RefSeq, a predicted model, not a curated record